Messenger RNA from Notothenia coriiceps (black rockcod), 4017 nucleotides. It is a transcript of the gene hbs1l, whose product is annotated as HBS1-like translational GTPase. The coding region runs from base 245 to 2275 and encodes 676 amino acids. The record is from RefSeq and is a predicted model, not a curated record. Gene Ontology annotation, molecular function: GTP binding; GTPase activity. Lineage: Eukaryota; Metazoa; Chordata; Actinopteri; Perciformes; Nototheniidae. The transcript has 5 exons.
CCACAGAAAACCAAACUUGGAAAUUAAAUUCGUUUUUAUACGUCAGUUUUAAUUUAUCUUUUUUUUCCGGGUUUCAGAAUCAAUCUGAGUCUUGUACUUUCACCGAGCAGCACCAGCCGCAGCAGCAGCCCCAGCAGCAGCAGCAGCAAUGGCAGUCCGGCAGUGAGACUGUGAGACACAUGUCACAACAGUCCGUGACCCGAAACACAUUUACGGUCAAGCCGAGAGAAGAAACUUAAACAAAAUGUCUCGGCACAGAAAUGUUCGAGGUUAUAACUACGAUGAAGACUUAGACGAUGAUGACGUGUAUGGACAGUCUGUGGAUGAUGACUACUGUAUAUCACCAGCAACAGCAAAUCAGUUCAUCUACUCACGUCAGGAGAGGCAAGCACCAAGGGAGCAGCCGUUAGAAGAGGAAGAAUAUGAAGAUGACGUACCCAUGUCCCCUACCGUCAGCCUCAACCUAGACCCUCUUGAUCAAGCCAAACUGUUUUCCUGUCUGGACCAUAUGCGGACUGUGUUGGGAGAUGCAGUGCAAGACUCAGUCCUGACCCAGGCAGCCAUAAGCUGUGGAUUUGACCCACAGAAGGCCUUGGAUGCAGUCCUCUCUGAAGAUGCUAAGACAGCCCCGGUUACCAAAAGCACCAAUGAGGAGACAGCUUUAGCCGCAAUAGCAAGCCAAGAGAAAGCGCCGCUUUCACAAAGAAUCAAGAAAGAGGCCGUCGCUGAGAAAGGAGCCCACACAGACAUUACAUCCGAUGCACACAAACCCCAGACUGAUUGUCUCAAACAAACGCAACCGCAUGCGCAAGCAAGUGCUUUGCGUGACCUCACACCGCAAUAUAAGGCUGACCCUGUACCCUGUAGCAGCUCUGUAAAUCUAAAUGUUAUCAAUCAAAACGGGGGUUCAGGUAUUGCCAGUCUGGCACAACUUAUGUGUGAGCAUGAGCAGAAGAGUAAGGCGACAGGAGUAGGUGACGCAGGGCGAGGUUUUGGAAUUCCCUCAUUAGGUGCUCUCGCCAUCGGACAUAAUUCACCUCCGUCAAUUAUGUCUAAUCAGAAGGGUCUUUCAUUGGGAACACUGGCAUCUUUAAACAUGACUUCAGCAUCUCAAGGCCCAGCUCCAUCCCUCCUCUCAGUUUCCCUCAGUAGUAUGUCGCUAACCAACCCCAAGAUAACAACUGCAAGCUCUUCUCUGGCGGCUCCUCCUGGGUUUGGGAGUCUAAGUUCUGUCCUCUUGAGCAAUCAGCCCUCAGUGGGAGUUGCGAUUGGAGGCAAAGCCAAACCGGCUGAUCCUAAGGGAAGCCCAUCCUUGGCUGAUUUAAUCCAGGAAUAUUCAAACCGCAGCCCGACCCUCAGUAACUCCUUUCCUACUCCCCUGAGCUGCGUAACUUCUGCGACGUGUCAGGGGAUGGCUGCAUCAGCACAACUAUCCCUGUCUGGGCUCGCUUCACAGCACCAAAACAAAAAUACGCUCAUUCAAUCACAGUCGCAGAGCACUAAAAAAACAGCAAACACUCUCCCCUUUCCUAAACAAACCAACAAUACUCCUGCAGGCCUUGUUGCUGGGACUGUGUCAUUAUCUCAGCUAGCACUGCAGCAUCAAACCAACAGUUCCUUUGCUUCCCCUCAACCCUUCAGCGGUGAAUCUCCAGCAAAUGCACUGAAACACCCACCUGGCAUCUCUGAGCUGCCCUCUUUGACACAUUUGACGACUGAACACAAAGGCAAAACCUCAACCACCUCAAAUGGGUCACAGUACUCCCUCAGCUCUCUCCUUUCACCAGCAAAACCAGAGAGGGCUGCUGUGUUAGCAGAAAGUACUGCAGAGGGUGGGACCAGGCGUAAGGUCGACCACAAACCAUACCACCAAAGCGUCAGGCCACCUAAGAUGAAUCAUGCUAUUGAUUUGAGUGCUCUCAUGGCCCAAUCGGAUGGAGCAAGCUCUCGUCACUUGGACAGCGACCCCCCUUCACCUUCUUCUCCAAAUUCUGUUGCCACAGGACUGGAUCCUUCAGUUUUUGCCCAACCAUCCGUAUUUGCGAUUACUUUGUCGAUUCCAGGCCGCAGAAAACGGAAGAGGAUGAUUAAUAUAUCCAAGGCAGGAAUAAGAGUUCAGAGGACAGGAAGUGGUUACCAGGCCUUCAUGUGUGAAUCACAGGACAAAUCCGAGGAGCCGCACUCGCCACUCUCGCCAAUUGUACCAUUCGGCUUCGAAUCGCCUUCACCUGACGACGUUGUCCGUGCUAAUCAUCGAAAAGCUUUCACCAGGUAGAGGAGAGGAGGAAAUGAAAAGCACUUCAGUCUCCAGCUUGGUGCUAAAUUGACUCGUACUGGGGUGAGAACUGUUUUUUGGCAGUUCCUCGACCAACGGAACUAAACCCAACGUUUUAACGGUGUCCCAUUAUUAGUGGUGUGGUUUGAAUAAACGUUUGGGACCAACAAUACGACGGAACUCGCUGCUGAUCACUGCCUCAUAGAAACAGUAUUACUAAAGAGCCGAUGCAUUUCCUUUUUUAAAGAUUCAAACAAGUCUGACAUUGCUUGAAGAACAACAAUAGACUUUUAAGUCAAGCAGGAUAAACCACUCCUUGGCAUUUUGUUUCUAAACACUAUUAGUAUUUUAAAAACUUUUAGACCUCCUGAUUGAAUGUAUUUACAUUUUUACUUUUUAAAAUUUAAGUCUUAUUUUUCUACGCUUUUAUGGCAGUUGGCUUUUUUUAUCAACUUUUUUUGUGGAAAGUAGUUUAUUCUUUGCCAGGGAGAAUGUGCAUCUCUUACUGCACGGCCUCUUGUCUAGUUUUGAUCUGCAUGAACCCUCAAAAGAGAAAAAGAGGUUCAUUUAGUUUGCAGGUGUGCUGCAGCUAUUGGAAUAUGGAUCAGUUAACCAUUGUUCUGGUUUACUGCUGCUUGUGUUUUAGAUCAUGGGGUAGACAUUUUGGUUUGGAGAACACCUGGAGAUUUUCCCAUGAGGUUGCGAGAACAUGCACGUGCAUGCACACACAGCACCACAGAUACACACACAGACAAGUGAACACUUUUAAUUUUUGACAUUGAAGCAAUACGUUUACUUUGAAAGGAAGCGUUGUCAUAUAAGAGUGCAGUGAAUGGAAAAUGAAUGACUGAACUGCUGAAGUGAAAGAGGUUUUACCUGCUCUUAGAACAAGCUUUUAAUAUUACGAUGUACAAAUGAGUUUAUUUUACACUGGGUGUGUCAUGAAACUCUGCCAGAGGAUUUGUAAAUUUUGAAAUAAAGAUGACUGAUUGUACAUGCUCUGAAAGCACCUGUCUCUGGGUGUGUCUCUGGUUGUGCUUGGGUUUGCUUCUGUGUGUCUGAGUGUAAAUAUGUAUCUUUGUUGUAUUGAACCUAUUUGACACAACCAGUUAAAAUAGUGCUCCAUUCCCUUUUUGGAUCUAAAAUGAGUUGAGUAUUUAUGUUUAUACAGUGGUAGGUCUAUAUUUUAAGAUAAACUAUUGGCCAUACAAUAUUAUGGAGUCGAAACAGGCGCAUGCCAAUUUUCAAAAUUAAAUCUAAAAAAUAAAAAAAAAUCUGUACCUUGUAUGCAUUUUUUUUUAAGGUUGGCCCAGGGUUUCUCGUGGCAUGUCUCAUUUUUUGUGUGAGUCAAAGGUAUUGGUUUGCAUGGUGAAUCUUGUCCUUUAAGAAAAGCAUGGUUAACACCUACGAUUAGACAAGGACCGGUUGGUUUAUAAUAGGGCUGUACCAAAUAGUUGGAAGCCUCAUUUGUAUUCUCAAUCUAUAUUCUAAUGCUGUGUAGCUUCCUCUUUUUGCAUGAUUAUUCGUUCUGCGUAAUGAACAGGUGACACUUAUGUUAUUUGUUUUUGUGCUAUUAGUAGAAUGAGAUUAUGUUGGUGACUGCGUAGGUUUGUUUCCAAUUAGUCUAACCAAAUAUUUUUGAUAACUCCACACCAUUUAAAGUUUAAAUUUCAACAUUAUAAAAGAAGAUAGCAUUUUUUCAUCUAGGAAAUAUUCUGCUUUAAUCAAACAACAUGUCUGGC